Messenger RNA from Sardina pilchardus (European sardine), 3036 nucleotides. RefSeq names its product transmembrane protein 170A (gene tmem170a). Gene Ontology annotation, biological process: endoplasmic reticulum tubular network organization. Gene Ontology annotation, cellular component: endoplasmic reticulum membrane. The transcript has 3 exons. NCBI's taxonomy places the organism in Eukaryota, Metazoa, Chordata, Actinopteri, Clupeiformes, Clupeidae. Bases 357 to 773 code for a protein of 138 amino acids. The record is from RefSeq and is a predicted model, not a curated record.
CCAUAAACUGUAUAAUGCGGAAUUAUUUAUCUCAAAAUAAAUCCAGCAACAUUUUUGGAUGCGUAUUGAAUGCUUUAUUUUCUUCAUUAAUAGAUAAUAGCUCUGAAUCGAGCACUAGACGGAAUUUUAUCUCAUGAUCUCUUAUGAGUUGAGCUCACGCGGUCACUUGGACGACAUGACGUCAAAGCUCAAGUUUGUGUUUAUGAAGUGCUAGCUCGCGAGCUUGUGUUAGCUGAUUGCUACAUGGGAGUAACGGUGAGACUGGCUGUCACACAACAAACCCACAUCGAUUUUCUCAUGGUGGUACUUGGAUUCUCGCGUUUUCCCUCAUGUUUGUCGUGUCCUGUCGAUAAGAGAUGCAGAGUGGGCAUACCGAUAUAGGGUUUGUGCAGCAAAUUCUCAGUUUGAAUUUGGUUCCAAGAAAACAUGGCUACAAUUGCGCCAACGAUACAUCGCUGUGCGACUUUUCAGAGAUGUGGUAUGGCGUGUUCCUGUGGACCGCCGUCUCCUCGCUGAUGUUCCACCUGCCGGCGGCCCUGCUGGCCAUGUUCACGCUGCGGCAGCACAAGAUGGCGCGCUUCAUGCCCAUCGCCAUCGUGCUCAUGGGCGUCCUGGGCCCGCUCACCGGCGGAGUCCUCACCAGUGCGGCGAUAGCAGGAGUGUAUAAGGCGGCGGGGAAGAGAAUGAUCUCUCUGGAGGCGCUGGUGUUCGGUGUGGGCCAGUCCUUCUGCGUGGUCAUCAUCUCCUUCCUCCGAGUCCUGGCCACUCUGUAGCACGAGGCCCUGGCACACGGCACACACCACGUGUCUCCACGCCGGGUGGACGGAACGAGCGAGAGAAAGCAGGGAAGAGAGAGAACGAGAGACGAUAUGCAAUCAGUGUUCACUCACAAAGAGGACACCUUAUGCAAGACUCAGCUGUACCCUCUUCAGAGGCCUUAUAUCCCCCAGGUGAAGAGCUGAGGAAUUUUUAGUUUCUUUGACGGCAUCAUUCCUUCUAUAAGGUGACAUGGUGGGGGCUUUUGUUUUUUCCAGGGGUUGUAUUUAGGAAGGUGGUUAGACACUUAGGGAUUGCUGCCGGGUUUUUUGUAACUAAGCAAAGGCGGUGUGAAGAGGAGAGCAGUCAGGGGCAGGUGACCUCUCGUUCAGGUGUGUGGAUGGAGAAAUCUUGCACACGAUCCACUUUGUUUGAAAGUAGAACAUUCCAGACUCGAGAGAGAGAGAGAGAGAGCAAAUGUUCUGAAGCCUUUUUAAUAUGAGCGGCACCUAAUGGGAGCAUCUCUGUGCUAUUAGAACUGAAUCCUUGCCCCUCCCUUAGUAGUUUUGUAUUGAAAAUGACGUCACUAUCGUACAGAAUGUAUACAGCAGCUGUGUGAUAUGGUAACAGACCGAUGGAGUUCAUGAUACUGGAGUUCAGCAUUGAUUUCAUUCCAACUUAAAGCCUUUUUCAUCUAAUCUUUUCAUGUGCUCAACACCAUCAAUCAUGUUACAACCAGACAAAUGCGUGUGAAAUGAACUGUACAUACUAAAACCCAUUCCAGCUUUCUAAUGAAGGGGGUAAAGUGUGUGUGUGUGUGUGUGUGUGCGUGCAUGUGUGUGUGUGUGUGUGUAUGUGUGCGCGCGCGCAUGUGUGCUCAGCCAGAAACUGAUCAAGAGCCAGAAGAACUAAAGUAGCUCAGUCCCAUCUUGGAGAGGAAACAAAACACUACUAUUAACAUUAUAUAUUCAUUGUGAAGGUGCAGGCAGGACAGCUAUUUAAUUCCCCUUCGUGAGUCAGGAACAAUUGGUAUUUAAUCUAAAGACUUUUAGAAAUCCUGUUCGGGUUUCUGUAGUCUCAGGCUUUUACAUUGAGUUCUUUGAAAAAGCAACUUGGCCUCACUUUGUACCAUAACAGUGCAGAAGUUGUCCUUUCCUUUUUACCUUGACUAAAUUUGGGCCUUUUUAUUAUUUUGUACAGCAUCUCAUAAUUGAUCAUUAUAAUGUUGUCUCAUAAUGUUUGCUAUGCUCAAAAAAAAACACACACAUGUGCUGACCUCACUCCAUACGCCUACAUGAAUGUGAAUCAGAUUUCUUUAAUCCCGUAGUUACUAAGCUUUCUUAAACCUUUACCAAAGAGAUCUUAACAUAUUGUACAGAUCAUUUUACUUCUCAGUGGUUCUUUUCUGUCUUGCGUUCUCUUUUUUUUUUUUUUUUUGAAAGGGGUGGGGCAUUGCUGCAGUAGAUGCUUUGAUAACCAUGCUGAUCAUGCGGAUUGAUUGAUUGAUUGAUUGAUUGAUUGAUUGAUUGAUAGCUAAACAGUUUCAGACUUCUUCCAUCUCCCUGGGUACACUACAAUGAAUUUGCAUCGUCUAGUCUCCUUUGGGACGACGAUGUCGAAAGACACAUUCAGAUAUUUGCAACAUGAUAAGAGAUGAGAUACUGCUUUGGUCGCAUUUCCAAGUAAUAUGUUCAUUACCCAGAAUUCCCCUGUGAGUUGAGUAAGCACUUGGUCAGCUCAGCCAUAACGUGAAACAUUCUGUAUUCGCUUGAUCUCCUUCUUGGGGGAUUUGGGGGGUGGUGGGGGGUGUGUCACAUUGUUUCACAAUCUCCUUAAACAGGCCUCAGGAAGCUAUUUUUGUGCGGAUAUUUUCAAAAGGAAAAAGGGGGUGUUUGUUGUUGGUAACCUCUCCUGUACGGAGCUUUUCAGUAGGUAAGCGGACUAACUGAAACAGUGGCCAUGACUAUUCUGGCAAGCAGAACUCACUGAAAGCAAUGCAUUGCAAAACUGGGCCUAUGGUCUCUUAAUUCCAGAAAUAUAUUUAUUUUUCUAAAGGUAUUUUAUCAUCCCUUAUAAAUUGUUGAAAGGCUUAACAGUACUGUUGAACAUUUUUUGAUUGUUUUGGGAAUUGUCAUGUUUGGUGGAAAACAUGAUUUUAUUGUUAUUUAACAUGAUGUGGGUGUUCUUUUCUUUUUUCUUUUCUAGGUAAGGUUGAUUUUAUUACUGUAAAUUAAGUGCCAAUUGUUAAUAUUUUCAUGUAAUAAAAUGUUUCAGAUUAUA